AGAAGGAAACUCUUUUUCCUUUUUUUUCCUUCGUCUGUGUAUAAAAUCCCUCCGCUUAAGCAAAACACAUCUCCUCCAUCUCUUCCUGUCUCUAAAGGUGGAAGCUUUUUAGAGAGGAAAGAGACAUUUUCAUAUUAAAUUGAAGAAAGGAGAAGUCUUUUUGGUUCAAGAGAGGAAAUUGUUGACAUGGGUGGAAAGAAAUUUGCUGUUCUUCUCUGUGCAGAGGACUCUGAGUAUGUGAAAAAGAAGUAUGGAGGGUACUUUGGGGUGUUUGUGAGAAUGUUGGGGGAGGAAGGAGAGACAUGGGAUGUUUAUAGAGUGGCUUGUGGAGAGUUUCCUGAUGAUGAUGAGAUUAAAGCCUUUGAUGGGUUUGUCAUCACUGGAAGCUGCAAUGAUGCUCAUGGAAAUGAUGUUUGGAUCCGAAAGCUCUUGAAUCUGUUGAACAAAUUGGAUUCCAUGAAGAAGAAAAUUCUGGGAAUUUGUUUUGGACACCAGAUACUGGCGCGUUCACUGGGAGGAAAAAUAGGCCGUGCUGUCGCAGGAUGGGAUAUAGGGAUCACAGCCAUCCAUUUCUCAUCAACAAAAAGACUCUUCUCAUCAGUAAAAGUGCCUGCCUCACUAUCUGUGAUCGAGUGCCAUAGGGACGAGGUCCGAGAACUCCCACCAGAAGCAGAGGUCAUUGCAUGGUCUGAUAAGACUGGGAUUGAGAUGUUUAGAUAUGAAGAUCACAUCAUGGGCAUCCAAGGUCAUCCUGAGUAUAACAAAGACAUUCUCUCUCAUUUGGUUGAUCGACUCCUCCACCGUAAUCUUAUUGUGGAAUCAUUUGCUAAUGAGAUGAAGGCAAAUUUAGAUGGACAAGAGCCAGAUAGGGAGGCAUGGGAGAAGCUCUGCACCAACUUCCUCAAGGGCAGAUUAUAAAGAUAAAAAAAAUUCCCAAAAAAAAAACGAAAAGAAAGUUAGGGGACUGAAUUGUAAAUGAGGAGUAAAUGGGAAGAAAUAAGUUGAAGAGAGGCAUGAAUUAAGAGCAUUUUUUUUUAUAAGGGAUUAAGAGCAAGUUUAGGCCAAAUCAUAGCUUGGAUUAAGGAAGAUUUAGUUGUUAAGUUGGGAUUAAUGAAAUGUUGGCAAGUGGGGGGUUCUUUUUUUAUAAUGUGAAAAUGGUGAUUUGGGAAGGCUUAAUUAUUAUGAAAAUAAAAAGUUUUACCAAGUUUUUAUUAA
Hevea brasiliensis (rubber tree) is the source of this 1215-nucleotide messenger RNA. Its product is annotated as gamma-glutamyl peptidase 5. The coding region runs from base 187 to 918 and encodes 243 amino acids. The record is from RefSeq and is a predicted model, not a curated record. Lineage: Eukaryota; Viridiplantae; Streptophyta; Magnoliopsida; Malpighiales; Euphorbiaceae. The transcript has 4 exons. Gene Ontology annotation, cellular component: cytosol.